AUGUCAAGAUUAUUAAAAUCAUCAACAACAUCACAGUUGUCAAAAAGAUUAAUUAACCAAUCAAUUAAAAAUUUAAAAGUUGCAUUACCUGUAUUGCCAAUCUAUACAACACGUCAAUUUCAAACAUCAAUUCCAAUUUUAAAUAAGGCUGCGGAGUCAUCAUUAAAUGAAGUAAUUAAAACUGAAUUAAAAUAUAAUGAAGAAAUUCCAAAUGAAUUAGAUUCAAUGUACGAAGAUUACAUCAAAAGUCAAAAUUUCCAAGUUGUUUCAAAGCCAGGUCAAGCAAACAUCGAAUUAGUUAAAAAAUUAGAUAAUCAAACUAUUCACGUCUAUUUCGAUAUUGACGAAGUUACGGACAUACCUACGGAGGAUUUAGAAUUGAACCCAGAAGAAGGUGAUUUAGAAGAUGAAGUUUCAAAUCUUGAUCAAAUUUUAUGCAAUAUUAAAAUCUUAAUUGAGAAUGAAAAUAAUACCGGUUUGUUCUUUAAUUUGUUUUUACAAAAUACUGAAUCUAGUUUCAUGAUAGAUUAUAUUAAUAUUGAAAAUGAUGUCACUAAAUUUAAGAAAAUGGUCAAUGAAAAUAAUGAAUUUAUUGAUAAGUUUAAUUAUCAAGGUCCUAAAUUUAGUGAACUUGAUGAAUCAUUACAAACUGAAUUUGAAAAUUAUUUAAUUGCAAAGGGUGUUAAUAAUGAAUUGGCUGAUUUUAUAAUUGCAUUUAGUGAUUUUAAAGAAGAAAAUGAAUAUAGAAAUUGGUUAAGCUCAAUUCUGAAAUUUUUAGAGUAA
This is a messenger RNA of Insectozyma verbasci, 783 nucleotides long. Lineage: Eukaryota; Fungi; Ascomycota; Pichiomycetes; Serinales; Debaryomycetaceae. The record is from the annotation of a GenBank genome assembly.